UUUUGUGUCACUGACUUCCUCUCAGUGCACUAGGCUGUGCUCACUUCCUCCUUCAGUCUCCUGUGUCACUGUAUUCAGGGACAGUUUUAUUCAUACCACUAUUGACAAUUUCCUGGACGCUCUUUUGUAUCAUGCCCGUUAUUGGAAGCUGAAGGCAGAACAACAAUGCAGAACAUCAAGUGUGUCGUGGUUGGAGACGGUGCGGUUGGGAAGACCUGCCUCCUGAUUUCCUUCACCACCAACGCCUUUCCUAAAGAAUACGUUCCCACAGUGUUUGACAACUACAGCGCACAGCUGUCUGUAGACUCUAAAGUCAUCAGUCUGAAUCUGUGGGACACUGCGGGACAGGAGGAGUACGACCGUCUACGGACCCUCUCCUACCCACAGACCAACGUCUUCAUCAUCUGCUUCUGCAUCGCCAGCCCCUCGUCCUACGAGAACGUCAAGCUAAAGUGGUACCCCGAGGUGUCAGAACACUGUCCUAAUGUGCCCAUCCUGCUGGUGGGGACUAAAAAAGAUCUGAGAGAUGAUCCAGAGGUGCUGAAGAACCUCAAGGAGAAGAACCUGACGGUGGUGUCCCAACAGCAGGGGGUGGCGCUGGCCCGACAAAUCCAGGCCAGCAAGUACAUGGAGUGUUCAGCGCUCAGCCAGGAUGGGGUGAAAGAAGUGUUUACGGAAGCUGUUCUCGCUUUCCUCAACCCCAAAUCACAAGGCCGCAAGAAAUUAUGCGUGCUACUAUAAAUGGGACGUGACCUGAACAUAUGUAUUUUUAUAUGGGGUAUUUGUUUUAUCACUUGUACAUAUGAACAAAAAUCGCACUUAAUAAAAAGUACAAAUGUCUUUACAUUAUACAACAAAAUAUCAUACCAAGUGGUAUUUAUUUCAAGGGGAAAUAAAAGAAUAAAUAAUAGGUAUCAAAUAAUAAAACAAUAGAAAUACACUGUAAAUGCUCAAAAUACUUAAAUUAGAUCAAACAAACAAACUUUAAAGUGUUAAGAUUUUAUUUUUUGUGAGUGCACACAACUGACACAUUUUAGGUCAGUGUUUUAAAUUUAAUGAACUUGUUUAGAGGAACUUGAAUUUAACUGAAACUGGGCUGGGGAUUUCUAUUUCCCAGCACGCUUUGUCAUGACACUCAAAAGGGAGAGUACAUGCUAAAAUUAAGCGUUAGAUUUUUUAUUUUUUAUUUUUUUGCAAGAUUUUGGAAUGGGAGAUUUAGUAGUGUUUAAUGUUUUGUUGUGAUAAUUUAGAAGAGUUUCUGACAAGUUGAGCAUAAGAAGGUAUACUGAAUGUUAAAUGUUCUGUAUUGCCUAACUUAUUAAGCUGUUGCUAUGCUAAUCAAAGUCUUGCGUUAUUUAGCAUGUUAGCAUUUAGCUAGUUAUUGUUUAAAUUCCACUACCAAAAUAUUUAAAUUGAUAUUACGUGAUCAUUUUAGUUAAGAGCAAUUAACAUGUAUAAAUAAAAAAUAUUCUUAAACUUUAAA
Messenger RNA from Cyprinus carpio (common carp), 1483 nucleotides. RefSeq names its product rho-related GTP-binding protein RhoG-like. Gene Ontology annotation, cellular component: cytoskeleton; cell projection; cell cortex. The record is from RefSeq and is a predicted model, not a curated record. Gene Ontology annotation, biological process: small GTPase-mediated signal transduction; regulation of actin cytoskeleton organization; cortical cytoskeleton organization. NCBI's taxonomy places the organism in Eukaryota, Metazoa, Chordata, Actinopteri, Cypriniformes, Cyprinidae. Gene Ontology annotation, molecular function: protein kinase binding; GTP binding; GTPase activity.